CAGAGAUUCCGGCGGCAAUCACGCUAUAGUCGUCUGCAAAUGUUAGAAAACCAAGGCGUAGUCGAAAGAAGAGCAAGGUGUAGUCGAAAUGACAUGCUUUGUGCGUUGUUCAGUAGCAUAUCUGCUUCUAUUAGUGACCAUCAGUAGCUGUGAUGAUGCAUCGACACAAAUAACAGAGUCAACGCCGUUGCAGUAUUCUUCAGCCAUCUCUACAGCGACAGAAGCCGCGUCAAUUUCGUCCGCUGCAUUGUCUACAGAUAGUCAGAGUACCAAGGACGUCACAGAAUCUACUACUCAAAGUGCUACUCAAACAGCAACGGAAGUAUCUUCAAGCAAAACCACUUUAUUUACGUCCGAAUUUUCGUCUUCAAUACCCCUCUCGUCCACGCCAGGAAUAUCUUCAAGCUCGAUUGAGCAUUCACCCACUUCAGCUCUAACAUCGCCGCAGGCACAUUCAGACGCUUCUCAAACUUCUCCGUCUUCAGCCCUACCAUCGUCCAUAUUGACAACAUCUGCAGGCACAGCUGAGCCUUUAGUCACUUCAACGCUACACUCGGCUCAACCAAAAACAACUUUCUCGACUUUAGCGCCGACCUCGCUCAAGCCAUCUUCUCCAAGCACGGUUAAGCAUUCAACUUCAGCAAAAUCCUCGUUUACACCAGAACUCACAAGCACAGCUCAAUCUUCUCUCUCAUUAUCAUCCUCACCCACAGUAUCCACUACUUCGAGGCUUCCAGAUAUUACAACUAGGACGUCAACGUCGAAAUCUACAAAGCUCACGCAGCCGGUAACGCAGCCGACAGUUCCAGUUAUCACCACAACAACUGAGAACUCAUCGAUGUCAAGCGUACUAUACAGCAUUCUUGCUGCAACACUGCUGACUGCUUACUUUACAGCUCUGAAUGAAUGAAUAAAACUUUGAUGCUGUG
Molecule: messenger RNA, 929 nt
Organism: Cylicocyclus nassatus
Lineage: Eukaryota; Metazoa; Nematoda; Chromadorea; Rhabditida; Strongylidae
Source: the annotation of a GenBank genome assembly